UGUCUGUCUUAGAUGACGCACAACGUGUGCUGCGCCGUACCCUGCACUGGGCAGCUGGGCCUCAGUUUGCGUUAGAUAGCGGAGAAGAAGCUUCGGAGGGGUUUGGAAUUCAUAUAGUAAAUUAGGAUUUGUUAGACUUCUAGCUACACGUCUUUGCAAGCUAGAAUCUCAAUGGAGGGGUACCCUUGCGCUGGAUGAUUGGCCGAGCUGCUCUUUGUAAUAGGAUACAGAGCUAAAGCUCAUCAUCUCUGCUUAAGCUUCAUCUCUGGAUUCCAACAUUCCUUUUCUGGGACAACAUGUCGGGGGCUUCAGUGAAAGUUGCGGUCAGAGUCCGUCCCUUUAAUUCUCGGGAGCUCAGCAAGGAAUCCAAAUGCAUCAUUCAGAUGCAAGGCAACUCAACCAGUAUUAUUAAUCCAAAGAAUCCUAAGGAAGCUGCCAAAAGUUUUAGCUUUGACUACUCUUAUUGGUCUCAUACAUCGCAAGAUGACCCUUGCUUUGCAUCCCAAAGUCGUGUGUAUAAUGAUAUUGGAAAAGAAAUGCUUCAGCAUGCCUUUGAAGGCUACAAUGUAUGCAUAUUUGCCUAUGGACAGACAGGAGCUGGUAAAUCCUACACCAUGAUGGGUAAACAAGAAGAGACCCAAGCUGGCAUCAUCCCACAGCUCUGUGAGGAUCUUUUUGAAAAAAUAAUUGACAACAAUAGCGAUGAAGUUUCUUUUUCUGUAGAGGUGAGCUAUAUGGAAAUAUAUUGUGAGCGUGUUAGAGACCUGCUGAACCCCAAAAACAAAGGAAACUUGCGGGUCAGGGAGCACCCGCUAUUAGGACCUUACGUAGAGGACCUUUCCAAAUUGGCAGUCACCUCUUACACCGAUAUUGCUGAUCUUAUGGAUGCAGGCAAUAAAGCUAGGACGGUAGCUGCUACCAACAUGAAUGAGACCAGCAGCCGUUCCCAUGCAGUAUUCACUAUUGUGUUUACUCAAAAGAGACUAGAUCUAGAUACAAACCUCUCCACAGAAAAGGUCAGCAAGAUUAGCUUGGUGGAUUUGGCAGGAAGUGAGAGAGCGGAUUCAACUGGAGCAAAGGGUACUCGUCUAAAAGAAGGUGCAAAUAUCAACAAGUCACUGACAACUCUGGGAAAAGUUAUAUCUGCUCUUGCAGAGGUGGAUAACUGCACCAGCAAGAGCAAGAAGAAGAAAAAAACAGACUUCAUUCCAUAUCGGGAUUCUGUACUAACAUGGCUGCUUCGUGAGAACUUGGGUGGGAAUUCCCGGACAGCAAUGGUUGCAGCACUGAGUCCUGCUGAUAUAAACUAUGAUGAGACUCUGAGUACAUUGAGAUAUGCAGAUCGUGCUAAACAGAUUAAGUGUAAUGCUAUUAUCAAUGAAGAUCCAAAUGCCAAACUUGUGCGUGAACUAAAAGAUGAAGUAACUAGACUUAAAGAGCUCCUGCGUGCUCAGGGAUUGGGUGAUAUCCUUGAAACUCUUCCUUCUGUUGGGUGCUUUCCUGUCUCAGACAUGAAUGAUAAUGAGAACCUUAAGAAUAAAUACUUAUUAGCCAAUGAGAAUCAACGACCUGGCAAUUUCUCCACAGCCUCUAUAAGUUCUCUUGCAUCUUCCGCAUCCACCUGUUCACUCAGUAGUCAGGUGGGAUUGACAUCUGUUACCAGCAUCCAGGAAAGAAUCAUGUCUACCCCAGGAGGAGAGGAGGCUAUAGAGAGACUUAAAGAAUCUGAAAAAAUUAUUGCAGAGCUAAAUGAGACAUGGGAAGAGAAACUGCGAAAAACUGAGGCUAUUCGAAUGGAAAGGGAGGCUUUACUUGCAGAAAUGGGAGUGGCUAUUCGUGAGGAUGGUGGAACCUUGGGAGUUUUCUCACCCAAAAAGACUCCCCAUCUUGUCAAUCUUAAUGAAGAUCCACUAAUGUCUGAAUGCCUUCUUUACUAUAUUAAAGAUGGAAUAACAAGGGUCGGUCAGGCAGAUGCUGAUAGUCACCAGGAUAUUGUGCUAAGUGGAGCUCAUAUUAAAGAGGAACACUGCAUAUUCCGUAGUGAGAGAAAUUCAAAUGGGGAAGUAAUAGUAACCUUGGUGCCCUGUGAGAGGUCAGAAACAUAUGUUAAUGGAAAACGGGUUGUACUUCCAGUAGUGUUACGAUCUGGGAAUCGAAUAAUCAUGGGGAAAAACCACGUAUUUCGUUUUAACCACCCUGAGCAAGCUCGUGCAGAACGGGAGAAAACACCUUCUGCAGAGACACCCUCCGAACCAGUAGACUGGACAUUUGCUCAACGGGAGUUGUUGGAGAAACAGGGAAUUGAUAUGAAGCAGGAAAUGGAAAAAAGGCUCCAGGAAAUGGAAAUUUUGUACAGGAAAGAAAAGGAAGAGGCAGAUCUUCUUUUGGAGCAGCAAAGAUUGGACUAUGAGAGCAAACUACAAGCUCUGCAGAAACAAGUAGAGACUCACUCAUUGGCAGCAGAGACCACAGAAGAUGGGGAAGAAGAAGAAGAGGAGGAGGAAGUUCCGUGGACACAGCAUGAAUAUGAUUUGGCACUGUGGGCAUUUAAAAAGUGGAGAAAACACCAGUUUACCUCGUUACGGGACUUGCUUUGGGGGAAUGCCAUGUAUCUGAAGGAAGCCAAUGCAAUAAGUGUAGAGCUGAAGAAAAAGGUGCAGUUUCAGUUUGCGCUACUUACAGAUACUCUGUACUCUCCACUGCUGCCAGAGUUAUUUCCUUCUGAUGCUGAUAAAACCCCAGAAGACAGGACUUUCCCCCAUACUGUGGUUGCAGUUGAGGUGCAAGAUUUGAAAAAUGGGGCAACUCACUACUGGUCGUUGGAAAAACUGAGGUUAAGGUUAGAGCAGAUGCGGGAAAUGUAUGACCGUGCAGGAGAAAUGGCUUCUCAUGUUCAAGAUGAAAGUGACACAUUAAUAACUGGAAAUGACCCUUUUUACGAUCGCUUCCAUUGGUUCAAGCUAGUUGGGAGUUCUCCCAUAUUCCACGGCUGCGUGAAUGAGCGACUGGCAGACCGCACCCCAUCCCCCACCUUCUCCACCGCAGACUCCGAUAUCACAGAGUUAGCUGAUGAGCAGCAGGACCAGAUGGAAGACUUUGAUGAUGAGCCAUUUGUGGACGAUACUGGCUCUGAUGUUGGUGCAGACGAAGGAUCAGAUCUCUUCAGCGAUGGCCAUGACCCGUUUUACGACCGGUCCCCAUGGUUCAUUUUAGUAGGAAGGGCAUUCAUAUAUCUAAGCAACUUACUUUUUCAAGUUCCCCUUGUGCAUCGAGCAGCUAUAGUAAGUGAGAAAGGAGAAGUUCUGGGGUUUCUGCGUGUUGCUGUGCAAGCAAUAUCUGGUGACGAGGAAGCACCAGACUAUGGAUCCGGCAUCAGACAAUCAGGAACAGCAAAGAUCUCAUUUGAUAAUGACUACAUUAACAAGAAUGAAAUCUCUUCUAUGGUUUUGACUCGUUCCGGACUGUCGCUAGAAGAACUUCGUAUUGUGGAAGGACAAGGACAGAACUCUGACAUAAUUGCUCCACUGGAAGAGAUCAAUCAUCUAGCUGAAUUGGACCUGAAGUCUGGGAACCUAUUGGAUGGAAAGAUGAUGAUGGAGGGAUUCUCAGAGGAUAUAGGAGAGCAUCUGAAAAUUGGUAGCAUGUUCACUUUCCGUGUGACAGUUCUCCAGGCCAGUGGAAUUCCUCAAGAAUAUGCUGAUAUCUUCUGCCAGUUUAACUUUUUACAUCGGCAUGAUGAAGCAUUUUCGACAGAGCCACUGAAGAACAGUGGCAAAGGAAAUUCUCUUGGCUUCUACCAUGUUCAGAACAUUGCAGUUGAAGUUACAGAAUCUUUUAUAGAAUACAUUAAAAACAACCCAAUUGUAUUUGAAGUAUUUGGGCAUUUCCAGCAGCACCCAGCACAAGAUCUCAUCCCACCUCAGCAGUCCCGACGUUACUUUCCUCCUCCAAUGCCUCUUUCUAAGCCAGUUCCAGCCACUAAAUUAAAUCCUCUAAGCAAGCAAAGUCUUGGACAGGUCAUCAACAAAUAUGACUUGUUAGUCUGGUUUGAGAUCAGUGAACUGGAGCCUACUGGCGAGUACAUUCCAGCUGUUGUAGAUCAUUCUGGAGGACUGCCCUGCCAGGGAACCUUCUUGCUUCAUCAGGGGAUACAGCGCAGAAUUACUGUCACUAUGGUCCAUGAAAAAGGGAAUGAGUUGCGCUGGAAGGAUGUGAGAGAAUUGGUCGUAGGACGCGUUCGCAAUAAAGUGGAUGAAGCUGCUGCAGAUGCUGUUCUUUCACUAAAUAUCAUCUCUGCAAAAUACCUCAGAUCCUCUCAUAGCUCUGGCAGAACCUUUUAUCGCUUUGAAGCAGUGUGGGACAGCUCCUUGCAUAAUUCCCUGCUCCUGAACAGGGUAACUCCAUAUGGAGAGAAGAUCUUUAUGACCCUAUCAGCAUAUCUUGAGCUUGAUCACUGUAUCCAGCCUGCAGUUAUUACAAAGGAUGUCUGUAUGAUCUUUUACUCCCGUGAUGCCAAAAUAUCUCCUCCACGAUCUUUGCGCAGUCUCUUUGGCAGUGGUUACUCAAAAUCCCCUGACUGGUAUGUCUUAUUUUGUUUUGGUUUUGCUUUCUUUUAUUCAUUUUUCAUCUGUUACCUAUCAGAAUCUAAUUUUUUUUUUCCUUCGAUUUCUAACCACAGUAAUAGAGUAACUGGAAUUUAUGAGUUGAGUCUGUGUAAAAUGGCUGAUACAGGCAGCCCUGGAAUGCAACGAAGAAGAAGAAAGAUCCUUGAUACAUCAGUGGCAUAUGUCCGUGGUGAAGAGAAUCUAGCAGGCUGGAGACCUCGAGGUGAUAGUCUGAUCCUAGAGCAUCAAUGGGAACUUGAAAAGAUGGAUCAAUUGCAUGAGGUUGAGAAAACGAGGCACCUGCUUUUACUCAGAGACAAACUAGGAGACAGUAUCCCUAAGUCCCUAAGCGAAUCUCUCUCUCCAAGCUUGAGCAGUGGCAACCUUAGCACAUCGACCAGUAUUUCGUCACAAAUAUCCACGACAACCUUUGAAAGUGCCAUCACACCUAGUGAGAGCAGUGGAUAUGAUUCCACUGAUGUUGAGAGUCUUGUGGACCGUGAGAAGGAGCUAGCAACCAAGUGUUUGCGACUUCUGACUCACACCUUUAACCGAGAGCUAACCCAGGUGUGUAACAGUAUCAGUGACUGUAAGUUGUCCGAUAUCUCGCCAAUUGGAAGGGAUCCCUCUGUCUCCAGCUUUAGUAGUGCUACUCUCACUCCUUCAUCAACUUGCCCAUCACUAGCAGAUUCUAGAUGCAGCUCUGUGGAUCAGAAGACCCCUGAAGCAAAUUCACAUGCCUCCAGCCCUUGCACAGAAUUUGAACAGUUCCAUUUGGCACCAGUGGUGGAAAGGUCAUUUUUGGCUCGGGCAGGAAAGAAUGAGUUUCUGAAUCUUGUACCAGAUAUUGAAGAGAUUCGUCCAGGAUCUGUGGUCUCAAAAAAAGGUUACUUGAACUUCAAAGAACCUCUAUCUCAUUCCUGGGUUAAGCAUUUUGUUGUCGUACGUCGUCCAUAUGCCUUCAUCUACAACAGUGACAAGGACCCAGUAGAGAGAGGCCUCAUUAACUUAUCCACUGCACAGGUGGAGUGCAGUGAAGAUCAGGAAGCCAUGGUUAAGAGCCCAAACAUAUUUGCUGUAUGCACAAUGUAUCGUGGGAUCCUCUUGCAGGCCAUAAAUGAUAAAGAUAUGAAUGACUGGUUGUAUGCCUUUAAUCCUCUGCUUGCUGGCACAAUAAGGUCUAAGCUGGCAAGACGUCGUUCUCUUUCCUUGAAGUACUGAGAUGACUUGUCUUUCCCAACGUUGUGAUAAUUGAGAGUUUCUUGUCUGUAAACCUGUGGCUUGACCCUAGCUCCUCUUUCCUUCUGCGCGAAAAGAUUCUCCACUUUGCAGCAUGUGGACAAAUAUAUGUAAGAAAGGGCAGAGAGAACAAUAUUGAGAAUCUUCUUGGCUUCUGGACAUAUGCUCUCUUUUUUCCAGCUGUUUCUAGUGUCCAUAGUGUUAUGCAUCUGUCAGAAAUGCUUUGUUCUUGUUUUUUUUUUCUAACUUGUGGUUGUAUGUCUAAUUUAACUGAAAACACUUACUCUCCUUACAGUAAGUCAGCUCUUUAACUACAGUUUCCCUAGAUAUGCUGCUAUCACCUCAAGUGGAGUGUAGUCUAUUCUCCAGCCAUGGCACUUGUCAUGCCUAGGCCUGCACUGUGACAAUACCAAGGCUGAUAUUUCCAACAGUAGGCUGAGAUUUGAGAAUUUAGGGCAUUACACUAAGAUGUGUGUUUUACUCUUUGCAUCUCUCUGAACUUUCCUGCUCUUGCUGAGAUUUGUGGCUAUGUGUGGCAGCCAUAUACUUCAAUAUCUAUGGCAUAGAACACAUCAUAUUUCAACAUGCAUUGUAGUGUUCAUUGGAACUCUUCAGACUGGGUGUGCAUUCCCAUAUGUUUUCAUGUACUGUUUACUUAAAUUCACAUUGAUUUGUGUGCAUGUUUUUGUGUGCACUGCAAAGGAAGGGCAUCAGAACAAAUAACCCAGGUAAUGGGUACUUCUGAAAAUUCAGACUCAUUUUAUUUAGAAUCUGCAAGUAUUAGAGAUUUUACAGGAAAAUUGUAUUUGGUUCUGUGGUACAGCAUUGGCUUAUUUGCUGCCAGGGUCACCUGCAAUUCAGCUAAAAGCUGCUAAAAUGCUACUGUAAAUAUGAAUGCUACUUUGAAGUUGCACAUUGCUCUAAGCCCGAGAUAUUCGGCUCUUAUCUAAAUAAAAAUGCACAAGAGUUUAGCAGUAAUGUAAAAUCUCACACAAUUUUUUGUUAUACGUGCAACCCUGAAGCUUAGUGCAGUUCACCUAUAAAAUACAUAUAAAGUCUUUAUGACAUGUUCCUUUAAAGGUAAAGAAUGCAUGUCAGCGUAAAAUAGAGAAUUAAUGGACAUUAUCAACCUUAUUAUGUUUGUAGCAGGUGGCAUCAUGUUGCUACCAAUACCUUGUCUGCUACAAAUGGGGGGUUCCUGAGUCACUGAGGAAGGGCCAUGUGGUCCCGAAACGUUUGAUCACUGUGAAGUGUCAUGAGCACCAUGGAAUAAAGAUUGGGAACCCUCCAUUUGUAGCAGACAUGGUAUUGGCGUCAUUCUUUUUCAAAUUGUAUAUUACUGGCGAGUGGCUAGGCCAGGGCCUCUACCUAAUCCCCUAAUUGAACUUUUAUUGGCAUCAUGCUGCUGUCCCAUCCCUGUUCAGCCACAGUACAAUUACAUAAUAAUUGCUACUGUUUAAAACAUACGCUAAACGUACUUAAUUUUUAUUACUUUUAUAAAAACUUUAAAUUAUGAAUGUAACAUAUAGUAGGGUUUUUUUUUUUUUUUUUUCAAACAUCCUAUUAAUGUGUGACUGAUUCUGUAGUAAUGUAUAAUGAGAUAUACUUGAGGGCAGAUUUAUCAGUGCAAAUUUUACAAAUUUGCUUUUAUGCAAAAAAUAAAAUAAUUUCUCUAUUUAAGCCAUUUUCCUACACAUCUACUAGAGAACAGUUUUUCACCUAAACAUUCAGCAGCUCAGAUCCAUUCAAAUUAAUGUCAGAAUAAAAAUAUUUGUCACUCUAAAGUAACACGUUAUUGGUUUUGUGCGCAAAAUUUGAUAGAAAACAUGCAGAAGAUUUUUGAUAAAUCUGCCCCUUUUGCAUCUUACUGUCUCUAGUUGUCAAAUCUGGUUCCACAUAUGUUUGUAUUUAUGAACUAACCUUGACAACUAAUCAAAGACAGUUGCCAAACAAACUGGGCACACUAUCACCUCAAAGUUAUUGCAGUGCAUAAAGCAGCUGAAUUAUGUCCAAUCCAGGACUCACAGCCAACCAGCUUUGAGAUGCUGCUCUGGCGCUUUCAUGCCGUGGGCCAACCAACUCACUGAGCAUGAGGCAAUGGCCAGAAAUACCAGUCACUACUCCUAUCCUUUUUCUGUAUAUUGCAAUAACUUUGGGAACUUUUUUUCACUUUAUUUAAUUCUAAUUCACUUUUAUAGAACUACUGACCGGUAAAGACCAUCUUCUAAUUAGUGGAUGUAACCGCAAAUAUGACACACAUUCUAUAUUAUGCUGUGCUUAAAUGUAUAAUUUAUUUAAUAAGAACAAAGGAUUUUUCUUUCUAGUUUGUUUCAAAGCGAACACAUUCUGUUUUAAGUAUGUUUUACUUUUUUCGCUGUACUGUAAUUUUUAUUCUUAUUUGGCUGCAAAUGUAUAUGCUACAUCUAACAGAGGAUAGUUCUCUAACUAAUCCAAGUAUAUAUAUAUAUAUAUAUAUAUAUAUAUAUAUAUAUAUAUAUAUAUAUAUAUAUAUAUAUAUAUAUGAAUAUAUAUAUAUAUAUAUAUAUAUAUAUAUAUUUAUUUAUUUUUACAAUAUUUACUUUAUCACAUUUGGUGCAUAACUAAUUUAAUGUAAGAUCAGGGGAUGUAAAAUUAGGGUGCCACUGUACACAAAAAAAAGUUGUGUUCUACAAUCCCUAAAAGCUGAAUGUGUCAACAGUCUUAUUGAUUUUAUUGGUAAUUGAUAUACAGGCAUUUGGGAAAAUAUGGAAAGUUUACAAGCUGCACAAAAUACACUGCAGAUUUUACGUCAUUUGCAUGUUAUUUGAAUUCUUAUUGAUACACAACUUCUUCACAAGUUCAAAAAUCUGUGUAACACUAACACUUUCUCAUAAAUCUCCUAAACCACUAAUUUAAAGUAAUGGGAACUGGUUGAUUGGUACAGAAUACAUUUUUUCUGGAACCCCAAAGAAGAGAAACACUGUAGGCCCCCAUAUACACCUCCAGCAGAGUUGACAUUGUAUCACCUUUAAACAUACAGGCAUCCUGUAAGGUGAUAAUGCUAAAACAUAUCAAACUGAACACUUGUCACAACUAUUAAAAUGGGGAAAAAUUAAUAAUAAUAAUAAUAAUAAUAAUAAUAUUAUAUAUAUAUAUAUAUAUAUAUAUAUAUAUAUAUAUAUAUAUAUAUAUAUAUAUUUCAUACAAACCUUUUGCUACUUUGUUAUAAAUUGAUAAGUAGUUUAAAACUGUAAUGGGCGUGAAUUAAAAUGUACUAUAUAAAUCCUCACUAUCCCUUGCAUCCCCUUAUUAAAUUAUAUCUGCUGCUAAUAGACAUUAAAAUAAAAGUACAGGGGGCCAGUGAGUGUGCAUUUCUAUUGUUUAGACCCAGGACAUGGGAAUCUUUUCUCUGAAUCUAGCAAUGUUACUUUUUAUUGUACUGAUUCACCAAAUCCACCAAAUUUCAUAAAUAGCAAAAGGUUGCAUCAUGUGAAAAAGAAUUAUAUUCAGUUGGCCAGACCUUUCAAGUCACAUGACUGAUUUCUUUUGGCUAAAAACUAAAGGGCAUUUUUAUUAUGCUAUGAAACAAAACACUGUUUUUUUACAUGGCAAAGCCUGUUGUGUGUGUGUGUUAUCCCUCUGUUUUUACAGAGAUGAAUAAAUUCCCCUAAGGCAGAUUUUUCUUUUUUUUUUAAUUCAAGGAAAUAAUAAAGAUUGUGACAUGUCACACUUUUUUUUUUUUACCUUUUUUCAAUUGUUUUGUAAAAAAAAAAGUUGCUUGAAAUAUUUAAAUACAAUCCCUAUUUACUUAUCUAGAAAAGCAGCAGCACGUUUUAUCGUGCAAAUUUUCCGGAUUUUUUUUUUUAACAUAACUAUUCAAAAAAUUUUUUAAAAAAAUCAACUCAAGUGUAUUUGCAAUUGUAUUCAUUUUCUUUAAAAUUUCUGAAAAAAAAUACGAAUUUGAAUUAACAGUUCCUUAAUAUUUAGCCCAGCCCAAAAAUAGCUUAGAUCCUGCUAUAUACACUGAAGUAAUAUCUGGAUUCAGCACAAUCCCUAAUCUGGGGUGCCUCAGCCUUCAUGAAGCCCAUGAUUUGUAGUCACUGUAUGUUGCCAGAUCCCAUUCUUUAUUGCCUUUAAAUGUUUGACUUGAAUGUAUUUUACAACUUAUAGGGUGUGAGUUUGGUGUUUUCAAUUACUGAAAAGCACUAUCGAGCUGUUUACAUCUGGAAUGUAACCAUAUCAGUGCUUUCUUGUUUACAGAAUUUGUUGGCACGAUUAACUACAUUUUUGUUUUGGGGCUUUUAAAGAGUGUACAACUACAUGUUUUUAAAUAAUCAUAAUACAUCUAUCUAUAUCUAUAGUAUAAACAUUAAUUCUGCAUGUUGAUGUUAUUUUUCAGCUAUUUUUUUUAAUAGCAAGUGAUACUGAGUUAUCAGCUCCAAGAAGUACAUAGAGACAGUUGUCAAAGGCAGGUAGACACUGCUAGUCAUGCUCGCUUUCGGGCCUUACAGUAUUUGUAGGUUCAGAAUUGAAACACAUGUAAUUUAAGUUGAACGUUAAGCUUAGAGAAAUGUUAAUUUUCUCAUGUGCUAAAAUGAAUUUUCCUCUAAAACUUUUUUUUUUGUUUUGGCACAUCUUCAGCAGUGUCAAUGCCAUAACUGUUUUACUAGCUCUUUGUAGAGCAGCUAUUUUAUAUUUAUUUUGAGGCCUUUUUAAUAUUUUAGAUGUUUUUAGCAAACCAUUCUCAUUCCAGCAGGGAAGAUGCUAUUAACAUUCUUGACAUUUUUAAAUAUUGCAUUAGAGAAAAUAUAAUUAAAGCGAAGGAAACAUUUUACCUAUAUUAUGUUGAUUUAAGUUAUAAACUAUAGUUUUGUUCAGAUGUUCCUGUAGGAUUUUGCAAUUAUUUUAAGCUUGAUAACAUUUUUGCUUUGACAGUUAAAUGCACACCUCUGGCAUCCUGAAGUCAUUAAAUAAGUUAUGUUUACAUAUCCGAAGACUAAAUAUGCUUUUUGCGUCUUGCAAUGCUUUACAGUGGACCAAAGUGAUAUUCAGAUGGUAACACUCCCAAAAAAAGAAGUCUUGCAAGAGUUGAAUAUUUUUGUUUGUGGCAAAAUGUUUUAAAAUGUUUACAGAAAUCCCUGUUACACCAAGCAAGCAGUGAUUUUUUUUAAUAUAUGGGCUAUUUCUGUAACCUAAUUUAACUGAUAAAAUAUAUUACUUUGGUUAUAGAAGUUAAUAGAUUAAACUAUGUACUCACAGAUUGACUUAAAUAACAUAAGUCUUUAUAAUCACCUAGAUUGCUAACUGAAUUAAGUCUCGUGUCAGAGAAUUGAGACACCACGGAUUAAAAACACGUAAGACUUCAAUAGUGGAGAAAAGUGAAAAACCAUAUUAAUUCUCAAAAUGUAACUAAGAACUGCUGAUAUAUUGUGAAAAGAAAUGCUAAUUUUAUCAUUUUCAUUUUUUAUUUUGUAAAUAUAAUCAGGUGUGGUAUCUCGAGUAUACAUAAUGUAAAUAUUUCAUGUAUUUGUACUAAUUCUGAUUUAUUUGCUGCAUAGCCUAGAUGUGCAAUGCAAAUAUAUUUAACUCUGUGUAUGGUGAACUUGACCACUGAAAACUUGUUAGUGAUAAAAAAAAAAAUCUAACAAUAAAGGUACAACCAGUGCAUUAGCAGUGA
Molecule: messenger RNA, 11499 nt
Organism: Xenopus laevis (African clawed frog)
Lineage: Eukaryota; Metazoa; Chordata; Amphibia; Anura; Pipidae
Gene: kif1b.S
Product: kinesin family member 1B S homeolog
Exons: 47
Coding region: 297-5825 (1842 amino acids)
Source: RefSeq, a predicted model, not a curated record